AUGUCUGGGGUUUGGGUAUUCAAGAACGGUGUGGUGAGGCUAGUGGAAAACCCUGGGUCUGAUAAGAAUGAUCCGAAGGGGAAGCUGAAGGUGCUGGUUCACACUCCAACCAAUGAACCCAUUACUUCCUACGCAGUGCUGGAGAAAAUGCUGAAGGCACAAGGAUGGGAGCGUUUCUAUGAUGACCCUAACUAUCUUCAGUUCCACAAACGCUCCUCCAUAAACCUAAUCUCCCUCCCAAAGGAUUUCACCAAGUUCACGCCCACUAACAUGUAUGACAUAGUCGUCAACAACAAGAACUUCUUCCACGUUAAGUAA
Sphenostylis stenocarpa is the source of this 318-nucleotide messenger RNA. NCBI's taxonomy places the organism in Eukaryota, Viridiplantae, Streptophyta, Magnoliopsida, Fabales, Fabaceae. The record is from the annotation of a GenBank genome assembly.